Messenger RNA from Colletotrichum costaricense, 1797 nucleotides. RefSeq names its product tetratricopeptide repeat domain-containing protein. The coding region runs from base 1 to 1797 and encodes 598 amino acids. Gene Ontology annotation, molecular function: protein binding; ADP binding. The record is from RefSeq and is a predicted model, not a curated record. The transcript has 6 exons. NCBI's taxonomy places the organism in Eukaryota, Fungi, Ascomycota, Sordariomycetes, Glomerellales, Glomerellaceae.
AUGUUCUCUCCAAGACGAUCUGUCGCCAAGCGGUUUUACCGGAGGGUUCUUUUUCUUCGUAACCUUUAUGGGCUCUCAGAUUCCAUGAAUGCUCUCAAGUCAGCGGCAGAAAAAGCUACAAAAGCAUACCGAAUCACCUCGGAGCAACAACGUCAAAAUAUUAUACAAGAGGAUCUGAAUCAGAUCAAAUCAGCCGUCGAACAAAUGAACCGAGAUCCACCCCAAGAGUCUCUCAGCCGGCUUGCGUAUGUUCGAUCUAGCAGCUUCAGGCAUACACUCCCCCCCAGCGGCAUCACAUUCACUGGGCGAUCGGCAGAGUUGAAAGCACUACAUACCUACCUUGGUCCUCUUACUGAAUCAGACCAUGACCAAACUCCUGGUCUGCGUUCUGUCGUUUUAUGGGGCCUUGGUGGGAUGGGCAAAUCGCAGCUCGCAUUAGCCUACGCCCAUCAGCAUAAAUCUUCAUACAAGGCUUGUUUCUGGAUACAAUGUGAAGAUUUGGUCAACAUAUGCAAUGGAUUCAUGAAGAUUGCGAGAAAACUCGGUUAUGAGCCUGCGGGCUUAGAGGCAGACGUACUAAGCGUCAAAAACUGGCUGGAGAACGAAGGAAAACAGUGGCUUCUUGUGUUAGACGGUGCGGACAUGGGGCCAACCCCUGAGUUUCUCCAGCAGUACUGGCCAUCGGGAGACGAGGGCUCCGUUCUUGUGACAAGCCAAGAUAAACAAUGGCAGAUUUCCGACUAUGUCCGCCACAACCUUGAAGUUUCCAGUCUAUCUGAAGAUGAUGGACUUCAGUACAUUAAUCAGUUUAUGAGGAAUCACGGAAGGAGUGUUGGACCAAGAGAGGCGGCGACGAUUCUUGCAGAGUCAGGCAGGCUGCCCCUGGCAUUACAUCAAAUGCUUUCCUUCAUGGUGACCGAGAGCCUUAGUGCAGAAGAGUUUUUGGACCAAUUUAUGAAUAGCAGAUCGGUGGAUGACUGGGACAUGUCGACAUCUCGCAAUCUGGCAACUUUUCUCAACCUCGCCUUCAAGAACCUCGACGAUCCGACGAAGAAGGUACUCGAGAAUUUAUCGUUACUCGAUGUCAAUCGAAUGCCUGGUUUCAUGGUGAAGAAAACAAAAGAACUUUUGGCUAGCGAUGGCGCACAAUUCAAUCAUUUGACUCGAUACUCCCUCAUAAACAAAUCAAAAGAUGAUGGCGAUUUCUACGAGAUGCAUCCGCAGGUCAAGAGACAGGUCAUCCUGCAUGGCGGCAUCUACUCUUGGGCCCGUGGGCUACUCGAGGUCGGACGAGACCUCACCGACGCAGCAAGGAUGCUGUGCGGAACAGGCAAAGUUUCUCUGUUCACCAAAGCACAGAUAUUCUCCUUCCAUGCUUCCAUCAUCUCCGACAGUGGGAGACUCAGGGAGGGCCUCCGCGAAUUCGAGUACGCACUCAUCUUCAGCAUGCGCUACGUUUCCGAAACGGAGGACUCUGAGCCUUCGGAGCCCCUAGCACUACUUUCAAAUGCCUAUAACAAUGUGGCGGCAGCCCAUAACCGCCUCGGCAAUUUUGAGGAGGCUUCAAGAUCGUUAUUGCAACAGGCAGUCGUACUGUUCGAGGAGCGACUUUCGGAACCCGACAAUAAGAGAUUAGCCUGGUCUCUGUUUAAGCUUGCGCUGGUUCAAGAUGAACUUGGAGAUCUCAAGGCCGGAGAGAACCGUAUAAGGGCAGAGGAACUGUAUUUCCAGGAAACGGGACAUUCCGAAGUCACAUUGACCGAGGAUCUACUCAAUGAUUUAGUGCCAUAUAUCUAA